This is a messenger RNA of Sycon ciliatum, 9030 nucleotides long. RefSeq lists its product as uncharacterized. Gene Ontology annotation, molecular function: RNA binding. The record is from RefSeq and is a predicted model, not a curated record. NCBI's taxonomy places the organism in Eukaryota, Metazoa, Porifera, Calcarea, Leucosolenida, Sycettidae. The transcript has 5 exons. The coding region runs from base 208 to 8055 and encodes 2615 amino acids.
GUGCGGUGCAUGUAAUAACUCGUACACAAAUGUUUUCUCAGGGUGUUUUCACUUCUUUCAAUUUCACAAGUAACAGUUCCCAUUGGUUCAAGAAGUACCAGGUCCUUACGUUUCCGUGGGUAGUGUGACAUAGAGAAAUGCGUUGUGAUUGGAGAAGCUAAUUGUCUGCAAGGGAACGGAGAGUUGUCAACCGUUCGUCCUCGAACAAUGUCUUUUGGUUUGAGUACUGCAAGCUCUGGAACUCAUGAUCUGUUUGUUGGUAAUGUACCAACAGCAUGGGGCAAGGAGAAGUUAGCCGAAGUGUUUGCUGAGCAUGCGACUGUAGCUCGCUGCAACGUUGUGUCACCAAAGGAUCGAGAAUCGCGUGUUACCUAUGGGUUUGUGGCUGUAGCAUCACAGACUGAUGUCGACAAGUGUAUGACGAAUCUAAACCGUGUCCCCAAAGAUGGCUAUUCAUUGCGAGUUGAAGUCAGUGCGAAGAAGCGAGAUAAACCAGCGUCUAAUGUGCAGACACCAACACAGUCUUCGACAGCAACGCAAUCGUUGACACCUACGACAUCUUCCACGCCAUUGCAAUCUCCUACGGUGUGUCAGCAUCCGUCCUGCAGUAAGCCGGGAAAGCAUCGAUGUUCAAAAUGUAAAUCUCCGUACUGCAGUGCAGAGUGCCAGAGUGCUGAUUGGUCAAAGCAUAAAUACUUAUGUGCUGGUCUAGCUGUAUCUGCCACCGCAACACCUCUAUCUCCUAGCAGGCAACAGCAGCAGCAACAGCAGCAAGGCCCUGCGUCACCUGCUUCUUUGCCUACUGCCGUAUCCCCUGUGGGGAAAUCAGCAUCACCGAUUCUCCCUGCAGACAGUCAUCGUUCGUUUGAGCGCGCAUCUCCCAGUGUCGGAAAAGCUAACACCUCUUUGGAUGAGGGAUGGGUAAUGGUGAAUGGUAGCAGCACAUCUGACACACGUCGUGUAGAAAGUAGUUCAACGCAGUACAAGAGCAGCAGCAGCAGCUCCUCGUCCACUCCACUGGUACCAUUUGCAGCAACCAGCACUGGCAUUCCUGGCUUCUCUCCAGCACGUCUUCAAGGGAGACAUGUUGACACUCCAUCAACUAUGCCAGUGUCUCAAGGCUUCCAGUGUAUCAUCUUGCCAGCUGGACGGACACAAGUUCAGCUCUCUUGUAUCCGGGAUGACUGCUCCGACAUCUAUGUCCACGUCACGAAUCAUGACCAAAGCAGCCGCUUAGCUCGUCUCAAUGCCAACAUCAAUGCUGCAAUUCAUAUGUCAGACCGCUCAUCGUACAUCCCGGCUGUUGAUGCUGUAUGUUCUGCACGCUAUGGCAAUGAUGAGCUAUUCUACCGGGUCCGCGUUGAGAAGCAAGAGUCAGCCCAAACAUAUCAAGUGAUGUUUGUCGAUUAUGGUAACACAGCAAGUGUUCCUGUAAAUGACCUUCGACCCCUGAAGCAUGAAUUUGGAAUCCUGCCAUUUCAAGCUGUCCGCUGUUCUCUGUCAGCUAUUCAACCAGCUGAAGGAGCUGUCUCGUGGUCGCAGAAAACCAGGGAGAUACUGCAGCAAGUGGACACCCUUGCAGCGUACCUUGUCAAGCCUGCUUCUAGCUCUAGCCAGGAGCAUGUCAUUGAGUUGUACAAUCGUUCACUCUCUGGCAGUAUCCUGCUAAAUAACGAGUUCGUGAAGCGUCGAGUGGCUGUGUACAAGCCGGGUGAAAUGCCUCCUAUUGAUAAGAGCACUCCAUCAGUAUCAGUGUCGCACUCUGUUGAAGAUGUGUUUUCUGCCAACACCCAGUCUGCCGCCGAGGCUGUUGCUGCAACUGCUUCUCGUACUCCAGUUGCUGCUGCUCCUGCUGGUGUUGAUCUCGUCUCAAGUGGCAAUACACCAGCUGCCGCCUAUAGUUCCACCCAUUGUCCCGCAAGGUCUGUCCCACCAGCAGACAGCAAGAGACUUUUUCUCAAAGAUCUGUCCUGUUUCAAGUUGCCCGUGGGCAAACCUGUGGUCUGCGUCUCUACAGCAGUGAAGUCUCCGGGUAGUUUUUGGUUGACAUGUGCUGCAAGAUUCACAGAGUUGGCAGAUCUUCUGGACUUGAUGGCAGAUCCUCCUGCGUACCCUUCCCCUCAUCAGCCAUGCACUGGAGAGAUGGUUGCUUGCCAAUUCUCGGCUGACCUGAACUGGUAUCGUGCAAAAGUCAACUGUACUGCUGAUGAUGUAGCAGAGGUGACGUUUAUGGACUUUGGCAACUCUGAAACUACAUCAGUUUCUCAGCUUCGUCCUCUACAGCCAGAGUAUUUGAAGCUACCUAUUCAGGGUGUGCAGUGCACUCUGGAUGCGUGCCAGCCUGUGUUUGGCACCAAGUGGUCAGCUGAUGCAACUGCAGCUUUCAAUGAUCUGAUAAUGGACACGGAGCUGUCGUGUGUUUGCACAGCUAUCAACGAGAAUGUAUACAGUGUACAAGUAGAGUGCAGUGGUAAGAAUGUAGUGUCUGAGCUCAUUGCUUCUGGACAUGCAAUCUGUUAUGAGCCGCUACGCAAGCCGCACGAUACCUCGCAGCCAACCAAGACCACUGCCGCUAUGCUCAGUACAGACCAUCACACGUCCAAUGACAUUGCGACUGAAGGCUUGUCGCUGUCCAUUGCAGAUCGCCCGGGUGAAAGAUUAGGACCGUGUGGUGCAUCAGUUCCAUCAUCUCCAUCUACUAUUACUACUGCCAGUCCUGACAUGAUCACACCAUCUGACGCACAGUGGUCAUGUUUGCCGACUACUUCCGGUGAAUUUGACGUCAUUCUAUCAGAUAUCGCCAACCCCAGUUGUUUCUACGUCCAGGUUGCAGAGAAGAACGCUAUCCAAAGUCUUCAUUCGCUAGUGGAUGUGAUGAACACCACGUUCAACGAUGCAUCAAACCCAAGCGCCACGCCAUCUCUUGGUGACUGCCCGGUGGACAGCAUCUGUGCAGCUCAGUUCAGUGAAGAUGGUGGUUGGUAUCGAGCUGUAGUUACCAAGGUACUCGACGGUAAUCGGCGGGAAGUAAGAUUCACUGACUUUGGAAACAAUGAUACUGUGGAGAAGUCGUCACUUCGUCCUUUGAGUCCGUCCAUGCUAGAGCUACCAAUGCAAGCUAUUGCCUGUCAAUUGGCGGAUGUCAAGCCAAUAGGUAGUGAAUGGUCAGCGCAAGCCAUCGCGAUGUUUGCAGAGCAUGUUGGAAAUGUCGGAGCAGCGCGUGUGACGGUUUGUAGAUCUCCAAACAGCAGCUCAUCCGAAAGCAAUGGAAAACAAGCCCUGUGUGUCUACAGUAUGAAAGAUGCAAGCACCAUCAACGAUAUCCUUGUGUCUUCUAAGCAUGCAGUUUCUACUAUUGCUGUUCCAGCUGCUGCUCCUGUUGAGUCCCUGAAGGUUCUUUCUCAAUCUGACGCACAGUGGUCGUUUUUGCCAACAACUGCUGGUGAAUUGGACGUCAUUCUGUCAGAUAUUGCCAGCCCAAGCUGCUUUUAUGUCCAGUUGGCAGACAAGAGCACUAUCCAAAGCCUCAAUUCACUGAUGGAUACUAUGAACACCACAUUCAACGAUGCAUCAAACUCAAGCGCCACGUCAUCCCUUGGUGACUGCCCGGUGGACAGCAUCUGUGCAGCUCAGUUCAGUGAAGAUGGUGGUUGGUAUCGAGCUGUAGUUACCAAGGUACUCGACGGUAAUCGACGGGAAGUGAGAUUCACUGACUUUGGAAACAAUGACACAGUUGAGAAGUCAUCACUUCGUCCUUUGAGUCCGGCCAUGCUAGAGCUACCAAUGCAAGCUAUUGCCUGUCAAUUGGCGGAUGUCAAGCCAAUAGGUAGUGAAUGGUCAGCGCAAGCCAUCGCUAUGUUUGCAGAGCAUGUUGGAGAUGUUGGAGCAGCGCGUGUGACGGUUUGUAGAUCGCCAAGCAGCAGCUCAUCUGAAAGCAAUGGACAACAAGCAUUGUGCGUCUACAGCGUGACAGAAGCUCGCACCAUCAACGAUAUCCUUGUGUCUUCUAAGCAUGCAGUUUCUACUAUUGCUGUUCCAGCUGCUUCUCCUGUUGAGUGCGCGAAGGUUCUUUCUCAAUCGGAUGCACAGUGGUCAUGUUUGCCGACAACUUCCGGUGAAUUUGACGUCAUUCUAUCAGAUAUUGCCAGCCCAAGCUGCUUUUUUGUCCAGUUGGCAGACAAGAGCACUAUCCAAAGCCUCCAUUCACUGAUGGAUAUGAUGAAUACCACAUUCAACGAUGCGUCAAGCUCAAGCGCCACGCCAUCCCUUGGUGACUCCCCGGUGGACAGCAUCUGUGCAGCUCAGUUCAGUGAAGAUGGUGGUUGGUAUCGAGCUGUAGUUACCAAGGUACUCGACGGUAAUCGGCGGGAAGUAAGAUUCACUGACUUUGGAAACAAUGAUACUGUGGAGAAGUCGUCACUUCGUCCUUUGAGUCCGACCAUGCUAGAGCUACCGAUGCAAGCUAUUGCCUGUCAAUUGGCGGAUGUCAAGGCAAUAGGUAGUGAAUGGUCAGCGCAAGCCAUCGCUAUGUUUGCAGAGCAUGUUGGAGAUGUCGGAGCAGCGCGUGUGACGGUUUGUAGAUCUCCAAACAGCAACUCAUCCGGAAGCAAUGGACAACAAGCAUUGUGUGUCUACAGUGUGACAGAAGCUCGCACCAUCAACGAUAUCCUUGUGUCUUCUAAGCAUGCAGUUUCUACUAUUGCUGUUCCAGCUGCUUCUCCUGUUGAGUGCACGAAGGUUCUUUCUCAAUCGGACGCACAGUGGUCAUGUUUGCCGACAACUUCCGGUGAAUUUGACGUCAUUCUAUCAGAUAUCGCCAACCCCAGCUGUUUCUACGUCCAGGUUGCAGAGAAGAACGCUAUCCAAAGUCUUCAUUCGCUAGUGGAUGUGAUGAACACCACGUUCAACGAUGCAUCAAACUCAAACGCCACGCUAUCUCUUGGUGACUGCCCAGUGGACAGCAUCUGUGCAGCUCAGUUCAGUGAAGAUGGUGGUUGGUAUCGAGCUGUAGUUACCAAGGUACUCGACGGUAAUCGGCGGGAAGUAAGAUUCACUGACUUUGGAAACAAUGAUACUGUGGAGAAGUCGUCACUUCGUCCUUUGAGUCCGUCCAUGCUAGAGCUACCAAUGCAAGCUAUUGCCUGUCAAUUGGCGGAUGUCAAGCCAAUAGGUAGUGAAUGGUCAGCGCAAGCCAUCGCUAUGUUUGCAGAGCAUGUUGGAGAUGUCGGAGCAGCACGUGUGACGGUUUGUAGAUCUCCAAACAGCAGCUCAACCGAAAGCAAUGGAAAACAAGCCCUGUGUGUCUACAGUAUGAAAGAUGCAAGCACCAUCAACGAUAUCCUUGUGUCUUCUAAGCAUGCAGUUUCUACUAUUGCUGUUCCAGCUGCUGCUCCUGUUGAGUCCCUGAAGGUUCUUUCUCAAUCUGACGCACAGUGGUCGUUUUUGCCAACAACUGCUGGUGAAUUGGACGUCAUUCUGUCAGAUAUUGCCAGCCCAAGCUGCUUUUAUGUCCAGUUGGCAGACAAGAGCACUAUCCAAAGCCUCAAUUCACUGAUGGGUACUAUGAACACCACAUUCAACGAUGCAUCAAACUCAAGCGCCACGUCAUCCCUUGGUGACUGCCCGGUGGACAGCAUCUGUGCAGCUCAGUUCAGUGAAGAUGGUGGUUGGUAUCGAGCUGUAGUUACCAAGGUACUCGACGGUAAUCGGCGGGAAGUAAGAUUCACUGACUUUGGAAACAAUGAUACUGUGGAGAAGUCGUCACUUCGUCCUUUGAGUCCGUCCAUGCUAGAGCUACCAAUGCAAGCUAUUGCCUGUCAAUUGGCGGAUGUCAAGCCAAUAAGUAGUGAAUGGUCAGCGCAAGCUAUCGCUAUGUUUGCAAAGCAUGUUGGAGAUGUCGGAGCAGCGCGUGUAACGGUUUGUAGAUCUCCAAACAGCAGCUCAUCCGAAAGCAAUGGACAACAAGCAUUGUGUGUCUACAGUGUGACAGAAGCUCGCACCAUCAACGAUAUCCUUGUGUCUUCUAAGCAUGCAGUUUCUACUAUUGCUGUUCCAGCUGCUUCUCCUGUUGAGUGCGCGAAGGUUCUUUCUCAAUCGGACGCACAGUGGUCAUGUUUGCCGACAACUUCCGGUGGGUUUGAUGUCAUUCUAUCAGAUGUUGCCAGCCCAAGCUGCUUUUAUGUCCAGUUGGCAGACAAGAGCACUAUCCAAAGCCUCAAUUCACUGAUGGAUACUAUGAACACCACAUUCAACGAUGCAUCAAACUCGAGCACCACGUCAUCCCUUGGUGACUGCCCGGUGAACAGCAUCUGUGCAGCUCAGUUCAGUGAAGAUGGUGGUUGGUAUCGAGCUGUAGUUACCAAGGUACUCGACGGUAAUCGGCGGGAAGUAAGAUUCACUGACUUUGGAAACAAUGAUGCUGUGGAGAAGUCGUCACUUCGUCCCUUGAAUCCGUCCAUGCUAGAGCUACCAAUGCAAGCUAUUGCCUGUCAAUUGGCGGAUGUCAAGCCAAUAGGUAAUGGAUGGUCGGCUCAAGCCACUGCUGUAUUUGAAGAACAUGUUGGAGAUGUUGGAGCAGCACGUGUGACGGUUUGUAGAUCUCCAAAUAGCAGCGCAUCAGAAAUACAACCAUUGCAUGUCUACAGCAUUUCUGAAGCAAGAACCAUCAGCGACAUUCUUGUGUCUUCUACACAUGCGGUUUCAACUAUUGUCAAAGAAGCUGCUGUUCCUGUUGAGCGUCCGAGGUUUCUUUCUCCAUCUGACGCACAGUGGUCGUGUUUGCCAGCGACUGCUGGUGAAUUUGGCAUCAUUCUCUCAGAUAUUGCCAACCCAAGCUGCUUUUACGUCCAGUUAGCAGACAAGGGCACUAUCCAAAGCCUCCAUUCAUUGAUGGAUACGAUGAAUACCACAUUCAACGAUGCAUCAAACUCCAGCACCACGUCAUCCCUUGGUGACUGCCCGGUGGACAGCCUCUGUGCAGCUCAGUUCAGUGAAGAUGGUGGUUGGUACCGAGCUGUAGUUACCAAGGUACUCGACGGUAAUCGGCGGGAAGUAAGAUUCACUGACUUUGGAAACAAUGAUACUGUGGAGAAAUCGUCACUUCGUCCUUUGAGUCCGUCCAUGCUAGAGCUACCAAUGCAAGCUAUUGUCUGUCAAUUGGCGGAUGUCAAGCCAAUAGGUCGUGAAUGGUCAGCGCAAGCCAUCGCUGUGUUUGCAGAGCAUGUUGGAGAUGUCGGAGCAGCACGUGUGACGGUUUGUAGAUCUCCAAACAGCAGCUCAACCGAAAGCAAUGGAAAACAAGCCCUGUGUGUCUACAGUAUGAAAGAUGCAAGCACCAUCAACGAUAUCCUUGUGUCUUCUAAGCAUGCAGUUUCUACUAUUGCUGUUCCAGCUGCUUCUCCUGUUGAGUGCGCGAAGGUUCUUUCUCAAUCGGAUGCACAGUGGUCAUGUUUGCCGACAACUUCCGGUGAGUUUGACGUCAUUCUAUCAGAUGUUGCCAGCCCAAGCUGCUUUUUUGUCCAGUUGGCAGACAAGAGCGCCAUCCAAAGCCUCAAUUCACUGAUGGAUACGAUGAAUACCACAUUCAACGAUGCACCAAACUCAAGUGCCACGGCAUCCCUUGGUGACUGCCCGGUGGACAGCAUCUGUGCAGCUCAGUUCAGUGAAGAUGGUGGUUGGUAUCGAGCUGUAGUUACCAAGGUACUCGACGGUAAUCGGCGGGAAGUAAGAUUCACUGACUUUGGAAACAAUGAUACUGUGGAGAAGUCGUCACUUCGUCCUUUGAGUCCGUCCAUGCUAGAGCUACCAAUGCAAGCUAUUGCCUGUCAAUUGGCGGAUGUCAAGCCAGUUGGUAAUGGAUGGUCGGCUCAAGCCAUUGCUAUGUUUGCAGAGCAUGUUGGAGAUGUCGGAGCAGCGCGUGUGACGGUUUGUAGAUCGCCAAGCAGCAGCUCAUCCGAAAGCAAUGGAAAACAAGCAUUGUGUGUCUACAGUGUGACAGAAGCUCGCACCAUCAACGAUAUCCUGGUUUCAUCCAGCCAUGCCGUGUUGCUUUCUUGAUCUGACUGAUAGGUCCGAGGAUGUGUCCAUUGCUCAACAAUUCGCUUUUGCUGGCCAAGCUGCUGGCACAGUCUAGAGCUUCACCACAUGCUGUGGUGAGGAAUGUGUUUGUUGCUAUUCCAUGCAGCUACCUUUUGGCAUGUUUGUUCUUUUCUAUGCUUUUGUCUAGAAGCAGUGAGCGCUGCUAGUUUCACUGUGUCAUGUCUUAGUACACAAUGCUGAGCUGCAAUUGCCAUUAGCAACCUGGUUUACAGCUGGGCCCCCCCCCCCCCCUUAUUUAGGACUUGUGUGGGCUUGUUCCCUUGGCCUGCAUUUGUCACGUGUACAUAGACGUAAACCCUCACUACUCUGUUUGCGCCAUGCUCUGCUGCUGCCGUAUUGUAAUCUGGGUCUCAACUUCUGUUCUUUAUUUACAUUUUCAGUGGGUUGAUGAUCCCAAUAUUGAUUGAUCCUUUUUUAUGCCAUGUUAUUGGCUGUGUGUCUGUGUAUGUGACUUGAUUGUUGAGCUGUUCAGGUGACUUUCGUCUUGUUGUUUAUGUCCAUCAUCUAGUUUCUAUGUGCUACCAUCAUCAUUGCUACCCCCCCCCCCCCUCCCUCUCCUAUUGCAGCUGCUACGGAGCACUGUUUCUGUUUCUUGCUGUGCUGGCUUGUAGAGCUCUUUUUAUUUUAAACUUUUCCUUGUUGUUUGAGCUUUCUGUUUCGUUUUUUUAGCGUGCUGUGAUGAUCUUGUUUUCUAUUCUGAAAGUUUGGUGUCUAACUUACGCUGCUUGGUAGCUGCUGUUCCAGCUUGUUUCAUUCUGUGUUGUUUGUUUGUUUAAAUGCAUACUAGGCGUACCCAAUAUCAAAACUUCCAGGAGCUUGUUCAACUAGGGCUGCACUCGUGAUGUUUUCUUCUUUCUUCGCAUCAUUUUUUUCAAGCUACUUUGAGCAGUAAUUUUCAGUGAACUCGUGAAUGAAAACAUUUUAACAGCUUUA